Exophiala aquamarina CBS 119918 is the source of this 735-nucleotide messenger RNA. RefSeq names its product pyridoxamine 5'-phosphate oxidase. The annotation marks the transcript as partial. Gene Ontology annotation, molecular function: FMN binding; pyridoxamine phosphate oxidase activity. NCBI's taxonomy places the organism in Eukaryota, Fungi, Ascomycota, Eurotiomycetes, Chaetothyriales, Herpotrichiellaceae. The record is from RefSeq and is a predicted model, not a curated record. Gene Ontology annotation, biological process: pyridoxine biosynthetic process. The transcript has a single exon.
CAAGCAGCGCAAUUCUCGCUCGCCCGCCUCCACCGCUCUUCCCUGUCCCCUUCCCCAUUCACACAAUUCCACACGUGGUUCCGCUCCCCACAGCUCGCCAACUCCGUCCCGGAAACGGUGACGCUCUCGACCGCGUCUCUGCCCUCGGGCCGGGUGUCCUCGCGGAUCGUGUACCUGAAAGAGCUCGACACGCGCGGCUUCGUCAUCUACAGCAACUUCGGCACGUCGCGGAAAGCGGCGGACAUCGCGACCAACCCAUUCGCGAGCCUGUGUUUCUGGUGGAAGCCGUGCGAGCGGCAGGUACGUGUAGAGGGGCGGGUCGAGCGGCUGACGCAGGAGGAGAGCCAGGUUUAUUUCGACACACGCGCGAGAGGGAGUCGAGAGGGGGCCUGGGCGAGCCAGCAGACUAGUGUGCUGGUUCCGCAACGAGGGAAAGGGAAAGGUAAGGCCGGAGACAGCGGAGACGUCGAUGAUGUCGAUGAGGAGGACGACGGCCGCGCGGAUCUAGAAUCUCGCGUCGCGGACGCCAAGGCCCGCUUUGACGGCCAGGGCCGAAUCCCAGUUCCGCCUUUCUGGGGCGGCUUGCGCAUCAUUCCGGAGACCGUGGAGUUCUGGCAGGGGCGGGAGAGCAGGUUGCAUGAUCGAUUUCUGUACACGAGAAUCACAGUGACAGGGGAGGAUGCUAAUGAUGGAGAUGGGGCUAGUGCUUGGAAGAUCGAAAGGCUUAGUCCAUGA